Messenger RNA from Chironomus riparius, 892 nucleotides. The record is from the annotation of a GenBank genome assembly. Lineage: Eukaryota; Metazoa; Arthropoda; Insecta; Diptera; Chironomidae.
CACAUUUGUCAGUCUUGCCGUGAACAUGAAGUUGUUCAUAUUCCUCAUCAGCUUUUCUGUGUCUUUAGCUACUCAAGAUCAAUGUGGAAUUUCUAUAGUCAAUUCUGGAGGUCCAACAGGUCUGAUUUUUAAUGGAGAAUUAGCUGAAGAUAGUCAAUGGCCAUGGGCAGCUGCAGUGUAUUUAAAAUAUGGAGAAAAGAGGAAUUUUCUUUGUUCUGGGACAUUAAUAAGCGGUCAGUCUGUUCUUACAGAUCAAUUCAUUCCAUUUAAUGGAACAUUCCCAAGAAACGCAGUUCAGGGUGGAUAUGAAGGAACUGUCAAGCUCUUUGUGGGACGUAAAACGAUCGAUGGAAAGCAUUUGUUAGGAAAAAUUGCGGAUACCUUGAAAAUUAUUUAUGUUCCAUACUUUGCAAAAGAGUAUGAAUUUGAGGAUGAUUUUGACAUUCUGAUUUUGAGCGAUAUUGGCUGGACUUCGUUCAAUUCAUCAAUAGACCAAAUACCAUCAGAUGCUAUAUCCAUAAAUGAAGACAAUUUGAAGACUUAUGUAGCAAGGAGAAAGAUUGACAAAGAUGUAGUUGUGGGAAAGUUUAAUCCAAUGCUAAAUUCACUUUCUGUAACUUACAAUGGAACUGAAUUUAAAUUUAGCGAUGGAAUCGAAAUAAUGACAACAAAUAAGCCACAUAAAUGGAUUCCGUUCACCGGAACGUUCCCAUCUAAUGCAGUUCAAGGUGGAUAUGAAGGAGCAGCAAAGCUUUAUGUUGGUCGAGUGAGGCAUCCAACAAAAUAUAUAAUUGGGAAAGUUGUGGACACAACAAGGACCAUUUCUGUUGGAUUUUUUGAUAAAGAAUUUAAAUAUAAAAACUCAUUUGAAAUUUUGGUUCUUGAAAAUUAA